AUGGACGCCGCCACCGUUCUGGAGGAGUAUCUAUCGGAUUUAACCAAUCUGCCGACAGAUUUGGCCUACAUUCUGGAUGAAAUCCACAGCAAAGAUGAAAAGCUUCGAGAAGCACAAAAGAGAGUGCUCGCUAGAGACGGGGCGAUUCAGAAACACAUCAAAACUCACGGCUCGUUGAGUGAAUUCCCCAAGGAGUCGCAAACAUAUUCAAAAAUUCGCUCCGAUAUGCAGGAAAGCGCUGCUCUACAACAGGACAAGUGUGUGCUGGCCAACACGGGCCUUUACAUUAUUUCGCGCCAGGUCAAAAAGUUGAAUGAUCAAAUCAAACAGCUCGAGAACGAAGGUCUGUUGGUACCUGCUCAAUCAGACGAGGAGGAAGUCAAGUUUGUGCCCGAACCGGCCCGCACUGUCUCAGCCACUCGCCGUCAAUCAGAGCUCAAACGACCAACUCCUCCCCGAGACAGAACACCAAGUAGCGGGCCAGCAAUGAAACGCCAACGUACAGACACACAACCACGCCGCCCUAACAAUGUUGACGAAGAAGAAACAACGUAUUGCAUUUGCCAACAACCCUCGUUUGGCGAAAUGGUGGCUUGCGACAACCCAAAUUGUCAGUACGAGUGGUUCCACUGGGAAUGCGUGGGCCUCACAGAGCCCCCGACGGGAACAUGGUUUUGUCCUACCUGUGCUGCUCAACGCAGCCGCAAAUAG
This is a messenger RNA of Wickerhamiella sorbophila, 711 nucleotides long. RefSeq names its product Chromatin modification-related protein YNG2. Bases 1 to 711 code for a protein of 236 amino acids. Lineage: Eukaryota; Fungi; Ascomycota; Dipodascomycetes; Dipodascales; Trichomonascaceae. The transcript has a single exon. Gene Ontology annotation, biological process: regulation of DNA-templated transcription. Gene Ontology annotation, cellular component: Rpd3L-Expanded complex; Rpd3L complex; nucleus. The record is from RefSeq and is a predicted model, not a curated record.